Mesocricetus auratus (golden hamster) is the source of this 3688-nucleotide messenger RNA. RefSeq names its product armadillo like helical domain containing 3 (gene Armh3). Gene Ontology annotation, cellular component: cytosol. NCBI's taxonomy places the organism in Eukaryota, Metazoa, Chordata, Mammalia, Rodentia, Cricetidae. Bases 161 to 2230 code for a protein of 689 amino acids. The transcript is spliced from 26 exons. The record is from RefSeq and is a predicted model, not a curated record. Gene Ontology annotation, biological process: regulation of Golgi organization.
UAGGACCCGGCGGGGCACGGCGGACUAGGGCUAAGGGUCGGGGAGGUCGGGAGCGCGCCGGCGAUUCCGGAGCAGUGGCGGCGUUGCCGGAGUCGGGAGCGAGCAGGCCUGCGAGCAGCUGGGGUGCUGGAGGAGGAGCGGGGGGCCCGGUUCUCUGGCCAUGGCACAAGUAGAGAAACGAGGUGGCUUGCUCCGGAAAUCCUCAGCCUCAAAAAAACCACUAAAGGAAAAAGUGGUGCUGAUGUAUGAUGAGAUUUUUAUGACGGAGGACCCCAGUAAGUGUAGUCCUCGGUUUUGGGAGGAGCUCUUCCUCAUGAAGGUGAACUUAGAGUAUCUGGAAGGCAAGCUGGAGUCUCUGGAUGGUGAGGAGUUAAUGAAGAUCAAGGACAAUGUUAACUGUUUAUUUCAACACUGUAUCCAGGCUCUAGGAGAGGAGCAUCCCAUCCGAGUUGUCAAUGCUUUGCAGACCUUGUGUGCACUAAUUCGAGGAGUCCACCAGAAGAAUAAAUCUACAUCUGGAUUCGAUAUCAUCAACAUGCUAAUGGGUUUUGACAAAGCGGAGCUAUGCAUGAAGAACUUGAUGGAGAGUUUGGAUUCAUUACUGUGCGCAGAAGGUUCUGAAAGUCUGAAGAGUUUAUGUCUGAAACUUCUUCUUUGCUUAGUGACUGUUACAGACAACAUCAGUCAGAACACUAUCCUGGAAUAUGUAAUGAUCAACAGUAUAUUUGAAGCAAUUUUACAGAUACUGUCCCAUCCUCCAAGUCGUAGAGAGCAUGGCUAUGAUGCUGUUGUCCUCUUGGCUUUGCUGGUGAACUACAGAAAAUAUGAGUCUGUGAAUCCUUAUAUUGUGAAGCUGUCUAUUGUGGAUGACGAGGCUACACUGAAUGGUAUGGGGCUUGUGAUCACUCAGGCUUUAUCUGAGUACAACAGGCAGUAUAAAGACAAGGAAGAAGAACACCAGAGUGGUUUUUUCUCUGCCUUAACAAAUAUGGUGGGCAGCAUGUUCAUAGCAGAUGCCCCUGAGAAAAUCUCAGUACAGACCAAUGAGGCCAUUCUUCUGGCACUUUAUGAAGCUGUCCAUUUAAAUCGAAACUUCAUCACAGUAUUAGCUCAGAGCCAUCCAGAAAUGGGGUUGGUGACAACCCCUGUCAGUCCUACUCCAACAACCCCAGUCACACCACUUGGGACCACUCCACCCUCUUCUGAUGUCAUAGGUCCUGUGGAGCUCCCACUGGAUGCAGAUGUACAGACCAGUAAUCUACUGAUAACCUUCUUAAAGUACAGCUCGAUUGUCAUGCAGGACACCAAAGAUGAACACAGGCUUCACAGUGGCAAACUCUGUCUGAUUAUCCUUACAUGUAUUGCAGAGGAUCAGUAUGCCAAUGCAUUUUUACAUGAUGACAACAUGAAUUUUCGAGUAAACUUACAUAGAAUGCCUAUGAGACACAGGAAGAAGGCGGCUGACAAGAACCUUCCUUGCCGUCCCUUGGUGUGUGCAGUCCUGGACCUGAUGGUGGAGUUCAUUGUGACACACAUGAUGAAGGAGUUCCCUAUGGACCUCUAUGUGCGGUGUGUCCAGGUUGUGCAUAAACUGCUGUGUUACCAGAAGAAGUGUAGAGUUCGCCUGCACUAUACCUGGCGGGAGCUCUGGUCAGCCUUGAUAAACUUGCUGAAGUUCCUUAUGUCAAAUGAAACUGUACUUUUGGCCAAACACAACAUUUUUACAUUGGCCCUUAUGAUUGUGAACCUGUUUAAUAUGUUUAUCACAUAUGGUGACACAUUCCUGCCGACCCCCAGCAGCUACGAUGAGCUUUACUAUGAAAUUAUCCGCAUGCACCAGAGCUUUGACAACCUCUACUCCAUGGUCCUUAGGCUUUCUACCAACGCAGGCCAGUGGAAGGAAGCAGCUAGCAAGGUGACGCAUGCAUUGGUUAAUAUCAGAGCCAUCAUCAAUCAUUUUAAUCCCAAAAUUGAGUCCUACGCUGCUGUGAAUCACAUAUCUCAACUCUCGGAAGAACAGGUACUAGAGGUGGUCCGAGCCAACUAUGACACACUCACAUUAAAGCUCCAAGAUGGCCUGGACCAGUAUGAGCGCUACUCUGAGCAACACAAGGAAGCUGCCUUCUUCAAAGAGCUGGUUCGAUCCAUAAGUACAAACGUCAGGAGGAACCUGGCCUUCCACACACUCAGCCAGGAAGCCCUCCUGAAGGAGUUCUCCACCAUCUCCUGAGGCUGCACCUCCUGAGAGCCACUGACUGCCCUUACCAUGAGGCUCCUGGGCUGGAGGGCAAGCAGAGGGAGAGGGGCCUGCCUUCAAGGUUGGAGAGAAGCACAGACGGAGAGUCUUGGUGAAGACCAUGCUUCAGUGAGCUUGGACGCUGGGGCAAGCCCAGGAUGAUCUUAUUUAGGGAGAAAUGGGCGGGAACAGAAAAGGCAUCCAAAGAUGUGGGGCUUGUGGGCUGCAUUCGCUGGAUACUGCCUCAUGAUCCUAACUGAGAUUCCAAGUCUGGCUUCUGAUUAUUGAGGUGCUUGGUGGGGCAGGCCUCUGCUGACGCCAACACUCUGAAGGCCGGUGGCUGUUCUCGGCUAUGAUGCCACAUCCUGUUUCCUUUUUGGACCUGGAGCUGAGCGAGGUCCCUGCCCCUGCUGCAGUGCGUACAGUCCUAAGCACUGAUGCCCAGGCAUAGAGCAGGUCAGGGGUUGGCGCCUUUUUUGUUGUUUUCUACAUUUAAAGUUGAUGCCUCAGAGAAACUAGAGAUUGGAAUCGCCCGGUGCUCUGCUGUCUGACCUCUGCUUUCUGGGUUUUGGUUUUGGCACCAGGAGCACCUGUUCAUUCUCCCCUGCUUUCCAACCGUUGACUCAUCAGCACAAUAGGCCCACAACUUAGCCUUUCAUUUUUAGUCUGUUUUAAACUGUCUUCAGAGAGUGUGUGAAAUAAACAUUGACAGGUUUUCUGGAGCCCUCAAGGUGCCUACUUUGCUGGUUCCCUUUCCAGCAGCCCCCCCCCCAUCCACCCCUCCAAUGGGAGCCUGGAUGAGCUCCGCUCCACCCCCUCACCCUGCUGUUGUUUACAUUCAGCCUGCCUAAGAAUUUCCUCCAGGGAGGAAUCUGUUCCUGCUGUGGUCUGGUGCUGGGAGGAAGAACCUGCUGGGGUUGGGAGCUGUUGAUGGGAGCCACUAGGUGAGCGCCAUCCCAGGACCUCCAUCUUGUCUAGCCACGGUCCAGCUGGGCCUUGCGCAAUCCCACCUUCACGAAGUUGGUCUGUGCGGUCUGUCUUUUUAUAGUCUCCAUGGAACCUGUAGGGCUUUCCCUUCCCCACAGCUACCCCUAAAACAGCUGCUCCUCUAAGGCCCCCAGCCUAAAGCUAUGUAGGUGGCAGGAGCGGGCAGCACAGCGAGGACCAGAGGGAGACUGAGGGAGUCUGGGGCUUUCAGAGCUCCUGUCCACUUAGCAUCCAUCUCUUUGGGAUACUAGCCCUCCCUGGAAGCCAGAGUUCUGACUGAGCAGAAUUGUGCUGGUUCUAGAGACUUAUCAUGUGCGUAGAUGUAGAAUCGUAAGCCAAUGUGGGCUGGGCCAUGCCUGAUCACUGGUCACUAGAUGGUAACUUGACCCGAGGGUUUUAGUGUUUUCCGUGGCUGGGGCUGGUGGCAAAUCAAAGCUAUUAAAGAUUGACUUGUGUGGGACAGUC